UUAUGAAUAAUUCUGUCAACAAUGGGGAUGGAUUCCCGCUUGUACAAAAUACACAGCAGCCAGCUACAACAGAUCCGUGUGCUCAACUUGUCCAUAUUUUGAUGUGUUACCAUCAGAGAUCACUGGACGGCCGUUUACAAGUUGCUGGACGUAAAGGAGUCCCAAAUGUUGUGUAUGCAAGGAUUUGGAGGUGGCCAAAUGUGAAUAAAUCAGAAUUGGUCAAAUUGCCUGUUUGCCAAACACCAACAAACCAUCCAGAUGUAAUUUGUAUUAAUCCGUAUCAUUAUGAUCGUGUGGUUUCUUACGAGCUUUCUUCGUUGCAAAUGGACCCUCUUCCUCCUAUUACUUCAACUCAACAUGUUUUAACAAAUUUGGAUGGCCCUUCCUCUUCUCAACAAAAUUUGGAAAACUCUGUUUUUACUGAACAAAAGUGUCAAGUAAUCACUCAUUUGCCUACAGAAAAUCAGUUGAUUGGGAAUGAAAUGAAUUUUUAUUCGAAUGAACAGUGGCAAUCUUCUCCUUUCGAAACUUGUAGCAACAUUUCUGGACCUUGUAAUAUGAAUGGUUUAUACCCGCAAAGUAAAAAUUUUCUUUAAAAAAAUUCUUUUAAAUUUUUUCUUAUUUUUUUUUGUGUCUUUAAAAACAACUUUUUGGGUUAUUUAAAAUUAAUUUUCGUGAGUGGGGUUCGAACCUUUAACUUAUAAACUGCGAGGAUUAACAUAAGCAUUUUCCAACUACACCAACAAUUCAUUGAUUUUCCCCUAUAGCCUAGUUUUGGUCUUUUUCUGUUUUUGUUUUGUUUGUUUUUUUUUUGUUUUGAAUUUGUUCUGAUGUUUUUCUGGUUGUUUAAAUUAUUUUUCUUUACUUGUUCAGAUUUUAUUCUGAUUUUUAAUUUUGUUUUAAAUAUAUUCUGAUGUGUUUUUCUGCAUUUUUUAAAUUUCUCUUUUAAUGUUCAGAUUUUAUUCUGAUUUUUACUUUUGUUUUUCUGAUUGUGUUUGAUGUUUGAAUGUUUUUCUGAUUGUGUUUUAUUUCUUUUAUUUUGUUUUGUUUGUCUGAUUUUUUAUUUGGUUUUGUUUUUAUUUAAUUCUUAUUUUAUUAUUCCGAUUUUUUUGUUUCUAGUUUUAUUU
Meloidogyne enterolobii is the source of this 1127-nucleotide messenger RNA. The record is from the annotation of a GenBank genome assembly. Lineage: Eukaryota; Metazoa; Nematoda; Chromadorea; Rhabditida; Meloidogynidae.